GAUGCAACUGUAGCAUCACUUUCAAAUGAUAUGCAGUUAUAAACUUUUUUCUUUGCAUUUAUAUUCAUCUUAAAUUUAGUAACCAAUAAUGUGUAGAUGUAAAAUUUACAAAUAACCACAUUUUGUAUAUUAAUAAAUAUUUUUCUGAGGCAUCUUGGUCUAGUACUGGACUGAAAACUAUGAAUUACUGACUCUUAAUACCGUAUUGACACUUACUGCUUCUAUUUCCUUGAACAGGUCAUUAACCUGGCUGCUUCAGUUCCCCCCUGUAAAAUGGAGAGUCUGAGUGGACUAACUGGUUCUAUAUAUUCUUUGUUGUUCAGCAAUGGGGCUGGCUGCAUUGGAAGUAAUGCAAGCUGUGCAACGGACCUGGACAAACUCAAAAGUUCGAAUGAAUGGGAAAACCAGAUUGAUGCAGUGGAGAGACAUGUUUGACAUUGCUGUGAAGUGGCGAAGGAUAGCUGACCCAGAUCAGCCCGUGCUUUGGUUAGAUCAAAUGCCAGCUCGAAGUCUUAGUAGAGGCUUUAAUAACCACAUUAAUCUAAUCAGGUUGAGGCAUCCCCUGCUAAUCUUUGGCAUUCUGAAGAGAUGGCAGUACCUAUCAAAUAGAGGGAAUCGUAGAAUACUAGAACUGGAAGGGACCUCAAGAGAUCAUCAAGUUGAGGAAAAACAAAACUUUUGAACCGCUAUCUUUGUCUUUGCUUAUUCAUUACCACUUUUCCACGGCUUGUUCCAACAUCCUUUUAGACUGACGUUAUCUGAGUUCUCCAAGCUACUGCUCAAAUAAAUCCUAUUCUUAUUUUUUACUACUUUAUACUUCUGCCUGUUGUACAGAAAGCUUUUGUGUAAGGUGGACUAAGAUGGGAUGUACAAGAAGAGCAAAUCAUAUCAGCAAUUGUUUAUUAUCUUUCCUCUUUCUCUUUCUUUUCUAACAUGUGUACUUGAGAAUUCUAAUUCUGAUCAAUGUUUGUCCCCAUUGAAGUACGUUAAAAUCAGUACAACUAUGUAGGAGUAAGGUGCAGCACAAAAUGAAUUAAAAUGCCAGAAUCAAGCCCUGAAUAAUUAUAAAAAAGGGGAUAGAGACUGGCUGAAGAUGUAUCUCUUGUGAUUGACAGUGGUUUUAACCUCCUGGUAUGUGUAGCUGUAACAUUUGCGAUAUAAAAUCUUGUUUUGUAGCUUGGAAAUGAUGAAGGAUUCUUACAAAUACAAUAAUGGUACAUAAUGUUCCUGUUCAAGGCAUUAUGUAUUACUACAAUUCUGACAGGCCUCUUUUGAUACAAUUCUGACAGGCCUCUUUUGAAAGUUUAUAGGGUCAUAUCUAAUGUUCAAAGAAAAAGGCACCAAGUCAGCUGUUUAUAAAUGUAGCUUGUAAACUGCCGAUUAAAUAUUUAAUUUCCUGGAAGAGCAGUAGAGUGCAGUAUUUAUAUAGCAACUGGAAAUUGAAAUGUUCUUGAAAAUGUCCUAGAGGUUGAAACAUCUGUUCUUUCUACUUAGAAAUGUGUCUUAAAGUUAUUGCACUCUACUCAUUCCUCCCCCUUUCUUUCUUUAAAAUGUGAAAAUUUGAUAUUUUGCAGUGUCCUUAAGAUAUUCCUCCUACUCUGAAUCAGGAUUCAAUGAAUCAUCCCAGAAGACUUUUAUUUUAAAAAAGACAAUUUUAUGUGUGGGAUUUAGGAACACUUAAUACAAGCACAUUCGUAAGAAGAGAAUACUUAAGUAGUUUGGAACAGACAUCACAAUCAUAUAACAGUGUUUUAAAAUAAAUCAGUUACAGUUAGUGUUAUCAGUUCCUGCACUUAUCUUCGCAAAUAAACAUACAAAGUUUUCUAUCAGGGUAAUUGGCUCUAUACAAAUAUUUCCAAAUCCAAAUUGACAGUUGUGUUACUGUGGGUUUUUUUUUUCAAUUGUACAUAAGAACACUGGUAGUAAUGGGGGGAGAACCCAUGCAAAGUAGCUUGUUGAAAACCACCAAACCAGUAAGACUUGAGUGUCUACAAGUCCCUUAGGGUAUGUCUACACCGCAUUACUCUUUCGAGAGAGGAAUGCAAAUUCAGACGAAUGAAAUUGCGAAUGAAACGCGGAUUUGAAUUUCCCGCACUUCAUUUGCAUAAUUGCAUC
This is a messenger RNA of Pelodiscus sinensis (Chinese soft-shelled turtle), 2115 nucleotides long. The record is from RefSeq and is a predicted model, not a curated record. NCBI's taxonomy places the organism in Eukaryota, Metazoa, Chordata, Testudines, Trionychidae.